AUUGAAAACGUUAAUCAGUUCAUAUCAAGCUCAGAAGAAAUUAUUACCACCCGCGCUAUAGUCAGCGAUCAGUCGCUUAUAGCACGUUCGCUGAAAUUUUAUUGACAGCCAGUAACCGUAACGAUUAAUCGAUUAUUCGCUUAAAAUGUCCUAGUGCUAUUUAUCUGUGAGUGAAUUAAUUAAAAUGUCUACAACAUGGAUCCCACCGGAUGUGGCACCAGUUUGUGCUACAGCGCAAGCUCCUUUAACCCAAUGCUCCCACAGUGGAUAUGUGUUCCUAGCUUUAGUGAUGCAGUUAUUCGGAAAAUCCAUUGACGAUAUAUAUUCAAAGGUUAACCCAUAUUCGAGUACACAUGAUACAUAUUACUCGAAUGUACGGUUCCCAUCACACCCGCCUGUUUCCGAAACAUUCAGAAUUCCGUACUCGACGCAGCAGUCGAAUUUCGACUUACACCCACCACAUGUAGAUUCUACAUUGGGAAAGCAAUAUUCAAGUUUAAAUUUUCCGAAAUUCGAUUUCGAAGAUUCUUAUAACGGACGGUAUUCGAAUAAGGAACCGAUUUUCGAAUUUAAUUUUGAAAGACCUUAUGAUUCAGAUUUGGCGGGUUCUAAGAAGGUUGAAGUUAAGGAACAGAUAAAAAAAGAGAAAAUUAAAAAGCACAGAAGAAAAAGGGACAUCGGUGACUAUGAUUUUAUAAUCGUUGGUGCUGGGUCAGCGGGCUGUGUUAUAGCAAACAGAUUAUCAGAAGUGAAGAAAUGGAAGAUUUUACUGCUAGAAGCCGGCCCAGAAGAACCAGACGUCACAAGCGUGCCAUCCCUAGCGCCAACCCUGGGCAACUCCAAUAUCGAUUGGAUGUACAGAACGCAGCCAGAAAAAUUGACCUGUCUCUCGCAGAGAGGCCAAACUUGCGCUUGGUUCAGAGGUAAGACAAUGGGAGGUUCAAGUGCGACAAACUACAUGGUAUACAUUAGGGGCAAUCGAUUGGAUUAUGACGAAUGGGCUGCAGCUGGCAAUCAUGGAUGGAGCUAUCCAGAGGUCCUACCCUAUUUCAAGAAGUCAGAAAAUAAUAGAGAUAUAGAAGCCCACGACAGAUAUUAUCACGGCGUGGGCGGUCCUCUGAACGUAGAAAGAUUCCCUUAUGUUGACAUCCCAACGCUAAUGCUCCUCGAAGCUUUCAAAGAAAAAGGCCUUCCUGUCACAGAUCUCAAUAGAGAGAGUAACUUUGGAACAGAUAUAAACGCUUCAACUUCCAAAGAUGGUCAAAGACAAUCCACCAACGUCGCAUUUAUAAGACCCAUACGUCGUCAAAGACCCAACUUACACAUAAUCACACAUGCAUUUACAAGUAAGAUUAUUAUAGAUCCAGUUACCAAAACUGCGCUAGGAGUAGAAUACUAUAAAGAUGGUAUUUUAUACAAAGUCUUCGCUAAAAAAGAAGUUAUAAUGAGCGCUGGUUCAAUAAACUCGCCAAAGAUUCUUAAACUAUCUGGUAUAGGUCCUAAGCAUGAGCUGGAAAGUCUUCACAUACCAGUUUUAGCAGAUUUAAAAGUUGGAUAUAAUCUGCAAGAUCAUGUUACAACUGACGCUUUGAUUGUCUCAUUAACAAAUAAGACAUCUACUUUAGUAAACAGUGAGCAAAUGUUAAGUGAACUUUACAAAUAUCACGAUCAACACAUGAAGAAGACCGGUCCUUUAGCCACUACUGCUACAUUAAAUAGUAUCGGAUUUAUCAAAACGAGCGUUUCUAGAGACAACGCACCAGACAUUCAGUUUCAUUUUGACGGACGUAAUGUUGCUGAAUUUUAUUCAGAUCCCACUUCAUACGUAGCGUCAAAUAUAUUUCCUCUAGCGUUUUAUGAUGGUAUGGCAGCAAGACCUUUACUACUGACACCUAAAAGUAGAGGACUUGUUUUGCUAAAUCAAACAGACCCAGUAUUUGGAGCUCCCUUGAUUUAUCCAGGUUUCUUUCAAGUUCAAGAAGAUGUAGACGCGUUAGUUGAAGGCAUGAAGUUCGCUGUUAGUCUAGAAGAAACAGAAGCAUUUAAACUGAGUGGUGCUUCGUUUGUAAAAAUACCGGUAGAAGGUUGUACUCAGUAUUUGUGGGGAACGUACGAUUAUUUUGUGUGUUUAUUGACUCAUUACACAUCUACAAUCUAUCAUCCAGUAGGGACGUGUAAGAUGGGACCAUCGUGGGACAGGGAUGCUGUUGUAGAUCCAAGACUACGAGUAUAUGGGAUAAAAAAAUUGAGAGUUAUUGAUUCAUCUGUUAUGCCUAAAAUAGUUAGAGGUAACACCAACGCCCCAACAAUUAUGAUAGCUGAAAAAGCUUGUGAUAUGAUUAAAGAAGAAUGGAUAUCGCAUAAAUAUAAAUAAAAUAAUAGAGAACAAUGAUUUUAAAGUUUUUCAGGUUUCUAUAAAUUCAUUAAGGAUUGUAAUUUAAUAUGAGUCAUAAGUUUUAUGGCUUUGCUGAGGUGAAUCCUUUCCAAGUAGACUUUAGUAGUGAUUAUAAUUGAAAAUUUAGUUCAUUUCAAUUUAAUUUAGGAACAAUUAUUAAUAUUAUUUCGCGUGA
This is a messenger RNA of Zerene cesonia (dogface butterfly), 2570 nucleotides long. Its product is annotated as glucose dehydrogenase [FAD, quinone]-like. Lineage: Eukaryota; Metazoa; Arthropoda; Insecta; Lepidoptera; Pieridae. Bases 185 to 2374 code for a protein of 729 amino acids. Gene Ontology annotation, molecular function: flavin adenine dinucleotide binding; oxidoreductase activity, acting on CH-OH group of donors. The transcript is spliced from 5 exons. The record is from RefSeq and is a predicted model, not a curated record.